AUGAAGGCCUUGUCACCUGGAAGAGCGCCUGAAGCGCCUGCAGUCUCGGUCGGCCCCUCCUCCACACCCGCCCCCAAGGCUAGCCCCUCCCCUAAGCCUGAGGACACGCCCGAGAAGAAUGAGACUGCAGCCGAGCCAACACAGGGAAGUGAUUUGCCUGUAGUGCCUUCAGACUCGGACAAAAACUCCACAGAUGACUCCGCCCCUAAGAGUAGCCCCUCCCCUAAGCCCGAGGACACGCCCGAGACGAAUAAGACUGCAGUCGCGCCAACAGAGGCUGUACCCGCUCCAUCAGGCAGCAGCAGCCCAGCUGAAACUACAGACAACAAACAACAGGCAGGACAAGCUACUGAAGACGGCAAGGAAGCGAAAACAGAUAAUAAGAUCCUGUGGGUUCUGCUGCCGGUGUUGGUGGUGUGUGUGGCCGGAGUCAUCUUCAUACUCAAGUACAAAUGCAUGAAGGUGCAGGAGCACAUAGAGCCAACUGAAAACGGAACAGAGAACGCCUCGUUCCAGCGGUCGGAGAGCAACAAAGAUGGCGUCAUGCUGUUGGGGGUGAAGUCGUCUGGAGCUGAAGAGAACGCGGCCGCCCGAUAAUCUGAAGGUCAUCUGGAAGGUCACAGCGGAACACUACCGACCCUGGCCUGGCUGAAGGUCACCAUGACAACACUACCGACCCCCUGGCUACACCCCCCAAGUCCAAAACCGGAGGACGAGGAGUGGAUACAUCCUACUAUGACCUGAGGAGUAGUCCAAGAACAUGCUUAAGUGAUCACAAAACAGGCUUAGUUACCUUACAGGAAGUGCUAAACCUGCUAACAGAUAGCCCAGUUAUUCAACAAAAUGUAAACUCAAUAGCCAGACUACAUGUGACGGUGUUCCGUUUUCAGAGACGAAGUCGAAAUAUACCAGCUGGUUAAGGCCUCCAGGCCCUUCUAUGUGAUAUGAUUUACCACAACCUCAAGCCAAGGUCAACUUCACCUGUUUUACUACUGAGCCAUGUUCUUGGAAUACCCCACAGGAUGUGCAUGAUGGGCAAGCUGGAUUCAACCUAGAUUUACAAUCCAGUGCCACAGAUUCCAAAUUGCCUGCUUUUACCUUCCCAAUUCAAUCAGGGAAUUGUUAAAUUGGGCAGGUCAAACAAGGUCAUUUUGAAUAUGUGGCACAGGAUUGUAGCUUCUGUAUCCAGGUUGCCACUAGUUAUCACUAUGACCACAUCAGGGUGAUAUCAGAGAGCACAAGUCCUGCUGCCCCACAUGUUACUGCUUUCAGCCAGUUCACUACAACAUUUGAUAUCGAAGAGGAAUGAUUGAUUAGCAACAUCACAGUCGAUGUUGACAUCACAGGCAGAAAAAAGGAAAGGGAAGGCAUGGACCUCUACUCAGGUGCUGUUUCCACGUAGCAGGAUAUUUAUUUUAGCAGGGUAUUUUUUUCUCCUGUUUAGGUGUAAACGCAACAUGUGGAUAAAAAUAAAUCCUCCAUUGUAACAAAUGUGUUUCAGCCCCCUAAAUAGGAUAUUUUUUUCUCCUGCUUUUUAUACCUGGAUUUUAAAUAUCUGCUACGUGGAAACGGAAGGCCAAAACCAAUGCAAAACCAAUGCAACCAGGAGAAUUAAAAAUAUCCACAUAUAAAAAAUAUCUAGCUACGUGGAAACAGCGCCUCAGUCCAGCAUGACCGCCUCUGUACCCAGUUUCUCGAAAGCAUCAUUGCUAACCAGUUAGCAUAUUCCUUGGUUCUUCAUGGGAAAUUGCAUUGCAACCAAGUAAGUUGCUACCUUAGUUAGCUAUGACAUUGUCGAGAAACGCACCCUGGUUAAGUCAAAUGGUAAAUAGAGCACAUGAGAACCAGUUAUGUGUGUAUUGCUUAGAUGAAACAUGAUACUGUGUGCAUAGGCUAACGUGUAUACAGCGUGACUGAUAGGCAAACCUUAGUAACCAUUUCAUUUGUUAACCAAUAAGAAACUAUUUUAUAGGGCAGGAUGGUUCUAUUCAAAUCCAAAAAAAACAUUUGUUUUUUUUGUAUAUGUGUUUGUUUUUGUUUUGUUUUGAUAUGCAAUCCACUGACAAAAUGGAUCGUUCCCAUUGCCUGUCUUUGUCAGUAUAUUAUGUCAGUAAUUUGUCAGUAUAUAAUCUUGCUGUACACACGGUCUCUUACACUGAAUACACAAAAAAUCUGCUGUAUUAUAUUUGGGCCUUUCUCAUUGAUGUUUGUUGGAGGGAAAAUUGGCAGGGUUUUUAUUUCUGAACUGGAUUUUUGGAUUGAACAUAGUUGCUACGUUUACAUGAGACAUUUCAUUCUGAAUUAGCUCACUUUAAUUCUGAAUAAAUCUUUAUUCCGCUUUGAAAACCUCAACACUUCUUAAUUCAGAAUUAACUGAAAGAUCGAAGUAAACUCGACGGAGCUAUUUGAUUCUGAAUGAUUAAUUAAAAACGCCAUGUAAACAUAAUCAUUGUCGUAAUAAGCUACUGCAACUCGGGCUCAGCAACUUUCAAUACUCAUGAACGGCGUGACGUUGUCCAUGUGCGUUACGCCCAUUUGUGGGGGAAAACAACCCAUGCAAGUCAAUUGGUGAUGUUGGGGUUUAAUAAACGUAAGAUACAGACCUGUUAACUAUCGUUGUUCACGCGCAACAUGCCGAAAACGUGUUGUGUUGCCGGCUGUUCAAAUAAUAUAGCCAAACAGCCGUGGCUGAAGCAUGGAAUGUGUUCAUUUAGGCUAGCCGAUUUAGCAUGUAAGUCAAUGAGACAUUCGGUUUGUUUUCACCCAUAAAGGGGCGUAACGCAAAUUUAAGAGCAAAGUACCCGGAUGGCCGUUCAUGAGUAUCCAGUGCCACCCUCCUCGUCAGCACAGGUGAGCUCACUAACAAGCUGUGUUAACGAGCAACAGGUGUGUUCAAUUGGCAAUUAUUCAAACCAAUAAUGGCUGGUGUGGGGAUGUAGAAAUUACAACCUGGUUGCCCCAUAGCAGUCAGUGUGUUGAAGUCAUUUGUUGUAAUGUGUUUUAUGUAGCCUGAUAAACCAGACUAAAUGUGGAUGUCUAAUUUAGUCUGGCCUUGAUGCAUAAUACAUCCGAAGAUUGUUGAUGAGAACAACCUUCCCUCAAAACCCUGCCCACUUUGAUUCAAAACACAUCUUUGCGUUGUAAUUGGUUUGCCAGAUUCAUGGCAUUCUGGCUUCAUUGAAUCAUUAUGCGAGGCCAGACCCACCCGUAGACAAAACAUUUUGCCGUCCAGCGGGUGGCGCUGGUUCACCAGGCUAUGUUUUAUGUUCAGAACUUUUACUUUUUGGCCUUGCCGUGGCUGAAGCAGUUGGGCACUGCACUGUUACACCCGGCGGCCCGGGUUCGAGUCUAGCCAGGGUCCUUUGCCGGCCCUUCCACGUCUCUCCCUCCCCUCUUGCUUUGCCGGCCCUUCCACGUCUCUCCCUCCCCUCUUGCUUUGCCGGCCCUUCCACGUCUCUCCCUCCCCUCUUGCUUUGCUGUCUAUCUCACUGCCCUGCCAGUAACAGGGUUGCCAGAUGAGGCUGAUGAUUUCCAGUCCAAAAAAAAUGCUUAAAACCCUCAUAGAAGCACAAAAUCCCGCCCAAUUCUAUUGAUUUCUAUGGCAAAAAUUGGGCGGGUUUUUCUGCUAAAUGCCAUUUUUUCACACACACGGCCAUCCUAAGCAGCCCAAUUGGGCGGGAAACAGCCCAAUCUGGCAAAACUGGUCAUUAAUAAAGGCUCAAAAAGCAACAACAAAAAAAAACUUUAAAAAAGGAAAAAAACUUGUACUUUUAUGUUCAAAGCUUUUUCCAGACAAUUAUGUUGCUAGUGUGCUGCCUUGCAGGCAAAUGCUGUGCCUUGCAUUUUGACUUUUCACAAUUUACUACAGACACAGUUUCCAUUCAGACGUAAAAUGUCCAUGUGUCUUGUCUUUGAAUUGUAGGCAUGUACACAUUUUGUAUCUUGCUUUAAAACCUAUUUCAUUCAUGCUGUGUGUUAUGUGGGCAUGUUACCGUUCAAAGCUAUUUCGGGAAAACAUGCUCUUCAUAAGUAGGCCAACAGCUGUGUUUCACUGCUGUCAAUCACUGUUACUGCUGUUUAAUAAACUAUCUACUGUCUAUCCUAUAGCAUGAAUCAAUUAUUUAAAUCAAACAAAAACAGUUAACAGUUCACCAAAUACCAUAGACACAAUACACACUUGUUGCAUUCAUGUAAACUGCUGAGGUUAUGGCGCAUAUUUGUUGUUGAUUUUUGAUGUUGUUUGUUUGCUUUUAUUUGUACAUUCAUGAUUUUGUUGAUCUCUGUAUUACAUAAAAUUUAGUUGUGCCUGCACGCCCAUAAGAAGUCAGUACUAGAAUAAAAUUUUCACAAACUAUGCAUUGUCAUCUCUGAAUCUACUGUAAGCCCUCUUAAUAAAAAAUAAAAAUCU
Molecule: messenger RNA, 4408 nt
Organism: Engraulis encrasicolus (European anchovy)
Lineage: Eukaryota; Metazoa; Chordata; Actinopteri; Clupeiformes; Engraulidae
Exons: 9
Coding region: 1-597 (198 amino acids)
Source: RefSeq, a predicted model, not a curated record